Molecule: messenger RNA, 1223 nt
Organism: Fomitiporia mediterranea MF3/22
Lineage: Eukaryota; Fungi; Basidiomycota; Agaricomycetes; Hymenochaetales; Hymenochaetaceae
Product: DUF1295-domain-containing protein
Exons: 11
Coding region: 130-1146 (338 amino acids)
Biological process (GO): lipid metabolic process
Cellular component (GO): membrane
Molecular function (GO): oxidoreductase activity, acting on the CH-CH group of donors
Source: RefSeq, a predicted model, not a curated record
CGAUGUUGCGGGUCAGUCUCACCACGCGAGACAACCGUCGUACAACUCGUGCGAUACGUCAUACCCACGACUCCUUAUAAUGAGCUCCGUUUCUUUCUUGACCACUAUCUUUGACCAGUGUAGCCCAGAAUGGCGCCUGUGCAUGCUCUCGACAAGUACUACCUUGGAAUCACAAUUCUCGUAACAACGGGUUACCAAGCCUUGGGUUUCUUCAUAGCUUGGACUUUCCAGUUUGACAAAAUUACGGACUUCACUGGAGGAUCAAACUUCUUCAUAUUAGCUCUCCUGACUCUACUCAUCGGAAAUACGUUCUAUGCCCGAAAUAUUGUUGCCAGCGUGCUGGUGAUGGUCUGGGCCUCUCGUCUGGCAGGGUUCCUUCUCUUCCGCGUUUUGAAAACGGGGAGCGACUCUCGAUUUGAUGAGAUACGCGCCCACUUCUUCAAGUUCAUGGGUUUCUGGAUUGGCCAGAUAGUCUGGGUCUGGACAGUCUCGAUGCCACUGACAAUUUUGAACUCGCCGGCUGUCUCCGACCGGUCCUUGGGCGGUUCAAAUCCAUCAUUUGGCACGUCCAGAGAUAUCGCUGGAAUCGUUCUAUGGGCUCUCGGAUGGGUGAUUGAGUCCACCGCGGACAUCCAGAAGUUCCGUUAUAAAUCGACAAAACCUCCAAAAGAUGAGCCGCCUGCCUUUGGCAUUUGGAAAUAUUCUCGUCACCCUCCUUAUUUCGGAGAGAUUAUGUGUUGGUGGGGUAUUUGGAUCCUAUGCCUUUCUCCGACCAGUGAUGGAACGUUGCCCACGUCUGCCAAACAAGCGCAGUAUGGUGCCAUCAUGUCACCAAUUUUCACGACUCUGCUUCUGAUGUUCGCCUCUGGCGUACCAACAGCGGAGAAGCCUACUGCGAAAAAGUAUUAUCUUCUAUCGAAUGGGAUGCACGCCAAGGAGGAGCAUCGGGAAGCGUGGAAGAAAUACAAAUUGUACCUCAAGUCCACUAGUGUACUUAUCCCGUUGCCCCCAGCCCUAUAUCGCCGCCUACCGGAGAUCAUAAAGAAGACCGUUCUUCUCGACCUGCCUAUGUAUCAAUUUGACGAGAAGACGGAUGGACCAAUGGCCAUCGAGGAAGAGCGCAAGAAAGCGUCAGAGCAGGCGUAGUAAUUAAUAAUAGGUCUUCCUAACCUAGCAUUUACUUAUGUAUUCGAUCAGAGCCGUUUUCAAUACGAUAUGUACCG